Molecule: messenger RNA, 4557 nt
Organism: Dalotia coriaria
Lineage: Eukaryota; Metazoa; Arthropoda; Insecta; Coleoptera; Staphylinidae
Gene: Vinc
Product: vinculin
Exons: 15
Coding region: 302-3460 (1052 amino acids)
Biological process (GO): cell adhesion
Cellular component (GO): cell-cell contact zone; cytoplasm; actin cytoskeleton
Molecular function (GO): alpha-catenin binding; structural molecule activity; beta-catenin binding
Source: RefSeq, a predicted model, not a curated record
UUUUGAUGACUACAGUCGAGACGUUUGAUUACAUUACUACAUUUAGCCGCAUUCAAUGCGACCGCAUACGAUUUACGAAUGCGAGACUGGUCUCCGCAGUCUGCUUAAUUACCUCGCGUAGACUGUGCGCGUUGAUAAUCUUUGCUGUGUUGUCAUUUGUUUUCGUAAUAUGUUAUUCAAAUAAACUCGGUCGUGCUUUGGGAACUAGGUUAGGAUUCGAUUGUAAAACAACAGUCGGUGCAAUAUAAUAUUUAAAUAAUUUAAUUCAACGUGUGCAAAUACCAAAAAAAUCACCGCCAAAAUGCCAGUCUUCCAUACGAAAACCAUCGAGUCUAUUCUCGAACCGGUCGCACAACAGGUGUCACGAUUAGUGAUAUUACAUGAAGAAGCUGAAGAUGGCAAUGCAAUGCCCAACUUGGAGCAGCCAGUGCGCACCGUCAGCGUGGCGGUGUCGAACUUGGUCAAGGUCGGCAGAGAAACCAUCAACAGCAGCGACGACGCGAUCUUGCGACAGGAUAUGCCCGCCGCUUUGGUCCGCGUCGAGAAGUCCUCGAAACUUUUGGAGGAGGCGAGCGGUAUGCUUAAACAAGACCCGUUCAGCGGUCCAGCAAGGAAGAGACUUAUCGAAGGCAGCGGUGGAAUUCUCCAGGCGACAUCGGCUCUACUGCUAUGCUUCGACGAGUCGGAGGUACGCAAAAUCGUGCGCGAAUGCCAUCGCGUUUUAGAUUACCUCGCGGUCGCCGAGGUGAUCGAAACGAUGGAAGAACUCGUGCAAUUUUUACGUGAUUUAAGUCCGUGUUUGAGUAAAGUCACUCGCGAUGUCAGCGCUCGUGAAAAAGAGCUCACCCACCAAGUGCACGCUGAAAUCUUGGUGCGCUGUAUUGAACAGGUGAAAACCCUCGCGCCGAUUUUGAUCUGUUCGAUGAAGAUCUACAUUCAUAUCAUGUCGAGCGGGGGUAAGGGUGCUGAGGAGGCAGCUGAGAAUCGCGUGUAUCUGACGACUCGUAUGGCGGAGGAGAUUAACGAAAUCAUUCGCGUAUUACAAUUGACCAGCUACGACGAGGAACAGUCUGAUUUAGAUAAUAUUACGGUGCUAAAGAAACUGCAGAAUGCUAUACAGAAUAAGAUUAAUGCGGCUAAUGACUGGUUGAUGGAUCCGCAAGCUUUGCGCGGCGGCAUCGGCGAGAAAUCAUUGAGGCAGAUCAUUGAUGAUGCGAGAAAAGUCGCUGAUCGCUGCAUGCCGAAAGAUGCUGAGUUCAUCAGGAAACUGUGUUCUGAUUUGACCACCAUGACUGACGCGCUGUGCGAACUGCGCCAGGAUGGUAAAGGUGCUACACCUCAAGCGGAAUCUUUAGCUAGAGGUAUCAAAGAGAAACUUGGCAGCUUGCAACAGGGUAUUAUGAACGCCGUGAUUGCGGUGGACAAGGCAGGAUUACAGCAGACUGCGCACACGGUGCAGGGACGUAUUGAACAGGCUAGAAAAUGGCUGACCAAUCCUGGACAAGACGAUAAAGGUCUAGGGAAACGUGCGAUUGCAUUAAUUGUUGAAGAGGGGCGAAAGGUUGCCGAGGGACUUCCGGGACAUCAUAAAGCGGAAGUACAACAAUUAUGCGAUGAAGUUGAGGCGUUGAGCAAGCGUUUGUCGGAAUUAUGCGCUCAAGGUCGUGGUGAUUCUCCUGAAGCGCAGGAAAUCGCUAGAAAAUUAGCCCAGAAACUUCACGAAUUGAAGGAGAAGAUAAAUCAAGCGGUUGUCAACCGCGUCGUGGAAGAUUUUAUUGACAUCGUCACUCCGUUGAGGUUGUUUACCGAAGCUGUACUGGCGCCUGAAGGCUCGCCGAAUCGUUACCAGAAUUUUGAGGAUAAGGCGGCUAAUUUACAACAUUUCUCCAAUCGCGCAGUGAAAACUGCUCGCAUGGUUGCAGCAGCUGUUAAAUCUGAAUUUGUUAGAAAUACCACGCGUGGUAGCAGCGGAAAUAAAAAAUUGGCUGAAGCUCUUCAGAGUUGCGCGAAUCAAGUGGAUAGCUUGACUCCGCAACUAGUUUCGGCUGGUAGUAUUCGCAUGAAUUAUCCAGAGUCGAAGACUGCCGAUGAACAUUUUGAGAAUUUGCGCGGGCAAUACGCUGAUUUGCUAACUAAAAUGCGUAAUCUGUGCGAUGAAGCAACAGACUCAGCUGAGUUUAUCAAAGCUACCGAAGAUCAAAUGAAAAAGCAUACUUUCUUAUGCGAGGAAGCCAUCAAAAAUCAGAACCCCCAAAAAAUGGUGGACAACACUUCAUCAAUUGCGCGUCUUGCUAAUAGGGUACUUACCGUGGCCAAGCAGGAGAGCGACAAUUCCGAGGACCCAAUGUUCAUCGAUGAGAUCAAUCGGGCUUCCGAUGCCUUGCAACACAGUAUCCCACCAAUGGUCCAGGAUGCGAAGUAUGUGGCGAUGAAGCCAUCUGACGCCGCUGCUGGUUCCCGUUGGAGGGAUUCUAAUAAAGGGUUACUGAACGCGGUAGGAAUGGUGCGCAAGGCUAUUCAACCUGAUUUACCGCCAUUACCCGACAUGAACGCUUUGAAUCUGGAACCUGUACAGCAGCAAUAUUUCCAAAAGCAAGUUGGCGAACCGCUAAGAAACACACCGACUCCCGGGAGCGAAUUGCGCGUCUUGAGCCCCGUCCAACAUCAGCCAGGCAGAGUGAGUCCUCUGCCAAAAUGGGCUAGAGGAGACAAUUCAGACCUGCUCUGUCAGGAGCUAGUGCCAAAUAAUUACCAGGAGCCAGGAUAUUAUCGAUUUAUUCCGCAAUAUAUCAUGGAAGAUGAUUCCGCACCACCACGUCCUCCACUACCGAUGGGCGAUGGAGCCCCAAUGCGUCCUCCACCACCAGAGACAGAUGAUGAAGACGAUGUUUUCAAGAAUGCUCCGAAUGCCAGUCAACCCAUUAUGGUUGCUGCGCAUAAUCUACAUCGGGAAGUCCGUCAAUGGUCUGCCAAGGAUAACGAACUUAUUGCUGCCGCGCGUAAAAUGGCCCUCUUGAUGGCACGUCUAUCAGAGUUGGUACAUAAUGACGACAAGGGUAGCAAACGGGAGCUGAUUGCUACGGCUAAAGCAAUCGCAGAUGCCAGCGCGGAUGUAACAAGAAUUGCCAAGCAGUUGGCUAGAGAGUGCACGGAUAAACGUAUCCGCACCAACUUAUUGCAAGUGUGCGAACGUAUUCCCACGAUUGCUACGCAGCUUAAGAUUCUCAGCACUGUUAAGGCGACUAUGCUUGGUGACCAAGCUGACACUACUAGAGUGAAAAGGGGAGGUUCCGAGGAAGAUCGUGAAGCGACCGAAAUGUUGGAAGGCAACGCACAAAAUCUGAUGCAGAGCGUGAAGGAAACUGUGAGAGCUGCCGAAGGUGCUUCCAUUAAGAUUCACUCGCAAACCCAAGGCAAAUUGCGUUGGGUGCGACGUCAACCGUGGUACGCGUACGCUUAAACUGUACCUAAGCCGAUGAUAAAAAUCUGCCAAACGAAUAGAAACAAAUGAAACUGAAGACAAAGGAAAACGAAUUAAUACGAUGCUAACCAUGAUGCAUACAAUAACGAAACUACAAACUUCUUGGACAGUUAAUACAAUUAACUAUAAUAGUUUACGAAUGUAACCAACUAAUAUUUGAGCAACUAUUUUAAUAUUACUUACAAGCGUGUGUCGGAUCAGGUAUUUUGUGUGCAAUAUUUUAAAAACACCCUAAGACAAUUAAGACAACCGUAAUGAGGCUUGUUUCUAUAUAAAAUAGUUUAUAUGAAGUCGUUUGAUAUAAGUAAGUGAAUAACAAAACUCUAGUAUUAAAACGAAUGUCGGCAAUCGAAAAAUGGCCUUAACUUUGAUGAAUUUUAUCACGACGCCAAAAAAUACAUUAAGAAAUUGGCAGAAAUGAAUAACGUGUGUCUUGUUACAAUCGUAGAAAGUCGGAUGCCUUAUGAGAAAGCCUAUCUACUGUUCGUAUAGAUUACCCUGUACCAUUAGUACUCGUCCGUGUUGAUCUACUGAUAAGACAGAGAAAUAUUUAUCAAUUUUAAAGAUUCAGACCACUUUGGAAGUCCAAAGGGAAUAGAUAUUUUUAUAAGCUUUACUAGUAAUUGCCAAGAUUUAUAGAACUUUUAGAAUUUUACAAUGUAUACAUGCCUACAUGCAAGAAAUGCAGAAAAUUUGUUACUGAGUGUUAAUUAGUGCCAAAAUUAUUUAUUGCUUAUAAAGACUACUAAACGUAAUAAAUUUAGGAUUUGUUCUUGUUCUCGUUAUCGUUGCCUAACGAACUAGAUGUUGAAUAGAACGGUGCGUAAUAAUACUGUUGCAAUAAUACUAAAUGAACAAGUUAAUAACAAGAUUAUUUUAUUAUUAAACGAUGAUAAUAUACGUAUUUACAUUUGAACGACUUUGAACUAUCAAUUAAUUAACGAAAUCCUGUGAAAUUUAAUGGGAUGGUUUGUGUAUUGAAAUUUAAUGCAUAACAAUAUUAAUUUUGUUAAUUGAAUCAAAUAUAUUCUAUAAUGUAAACAGCAUAUUUUAUUAAAGUGAAUUGGCUUCAAGCA